AUGGACAACACAAAAUCAUGGAAAUUGUUUUUUCGUGAACAUUUCAUUGUCUAUAAUCCCGGUAACACGCGAAGUGUUUAUUUUGAUUUCAAUGUUGUUAAUUCUUUCUUUCUUUCUUUCUUUCUUUCUUUCUUUUUGACGCUUUCUUUCUUUUCUUCUUUCUUCGACUCUUUCUUUCUUUCUUCAACUCUUUCUUUCUUCGACUCUUUCUUCGACUCUUUCUUUCUUCGAUACUUUCUUUCUUUCAUGCUUUUUUCGUCAAUGAUUCCUUUCCGUAUCGCUUUCUUUCUCUAUUUCUUUCUCUCUUUCCUUCUUUCUUUUUCUUCCAGUAGAUUCAUUUAUUCAUUGUUUUUGUUACCAUACUUUCAUUUAUUCAUUUAUUUAUUUUUCCACGCUUCCUUCAUUUUUCCACGCUUUCUUUCUUUCUUUCUUUCUUUCUUUCUUUCUUUCUUUCUUUCUUUCUUUCUUUCUUUCUUUCUUUCUUUCUUUCUUUCUUUCUUUCUUUGCUUACGGCCCUAUCACGUUUAA
Messenger RNA from Acanthosepion pharaonis, 528 nucleotides. The record is from the annotation of a GenBank genome assembly. NCBI's taxonomy places the organism in Eukaryota, Metazoa, Mollusca, Cephalopoda, Sepiida, Sepiidae.